AUGGGACAACAGAUUUCGGAUCAGACACAGUUGGUUCUUAACAAGUUACCAGAAAAAGUAGCAAAACAUGUCACAUUGGUUCGAGAAAGUGGCUCCUUAACUUACGAAGAAUUUCUUGGGAGAGUAGCUGAACUUAAUGAUGUAACCGCUAAAGUGGCUUCUGGCCAGGAUAAACAUCUUCUCUUUGAGGUACAACCAGGGUCUGAUGCCUCUGCCUUUUGGAAAGUGGUUGUACGGGUGGUAUGUACCAAGAUUAACAAAAGCCGAGGCAUUGUAGAAGCAUCACGGAUCAUGAAUUUGUACCAGUUUAUUCAGCUUUAUAAAGAUAUCACAAGUCAAGCAGCAGAAGUGUUGGCACAGAGCUCCACCUCUGAAGACCCUGAUGAAAAUUCGUCAUCUGUAACAUCUUGUCAGGCUAGUCUUUGGAUGGGAAGGGUGAAGCAGCUGACUGAUGAGGAAGAGUGUUGUAUCUGCAUGGAUGGUCGAGCUGACCUCAUCCUGCCUUGUGCUCACAACUUUUGUCAGAAGUGCAUUGAUAAAUGGAGUGAUCGACACAGGAAUUGCCCUAUUUGUCGCCUGCAGAUGACUGGAGCAAAUGAAUCUUGGGUGGUGUCAGAUGCGCCCACUGAAGAUGAUAUGGCUAACUAUAUUCUUAACAUGGCUGAUGAGGCAGGCCAGCCGCACAGACCAUGA
Pipistrellus nathusii (Nathusius's pipistrelle) is the source of this 693-nucleotide messenger RNA. Lineage: Eukaryota; Metazoa; Chordata; Mammalia; Chiroptera; Vespertilionidae. The record is from the annotation of a GenBank genome assembly.